UUCUCGAAUAAUAUUGAAUGCCAUUUGAAUCAAACAUCCUCAAAUUCUAUCCCCUGACUUCAUAUAUGUUUUUGCAUUGUAGGACAUUGUGAUAGGUGGGACUGACACUACAAUCACGAUGGUCGAGUGGGUAAUAACCGAGCUUCUGAAUAAUCCAGGGAUAAUGGCAAAGGUGCAACAAGAAUUGAAACAUGUGGUAGGCAUGAAUAACACUGUUGAAGAAUCCCAUUUGCUAAAACUACACUAUCUUGAUGCAGUUUUAAAGGAAACGCUACGUCUACACCCUGCAUUACCACUACUUCUCCCUAAGCGCCCAAGCCAAUCUGCAACAGUAGGCGGAUACACAAUACUUGAGGGAACUAAAGUAUUCUUGAAUGUUUAUGCAAUUCAUAUGGAUCCUCAAGUGUGGGAAAAUCCAACUAAAUUCCAGCCUGAGAGGUUCUUGAGUCGAUCUACAAAUUUAAACUAUACAGGCAAUAAUUUCAAGUACCUUCCAUUUGGAUCAGGGCGGAGAAUUUGUGCUGGGCUUCCUUUGGCAGAGAAAAUGCUUAUGUUUGUACUGGCUUCAUUGUUGCAUUCUUUUGAUUGGAAACUCCCCGGGGGGGAAAAGCUUGAUCUUUCAGAAGGACAUGGCAUUGUCAUUAAGAAAAACAAGCGGCUACUCGCCAUCCCUACGCCCAGGUUACCAAAUUUAGAACUGUAUCAGUAAAAACAGUAAAUUAUCAGGAAGAUGUAAUAUAUGUUGGGCACAUGCCCAUGUUG
Molecule: messenger RNA, 762 nt
Organism: Nicotiana attenuata
Lineage: Eukaryota; Viridiplantae; Streptophyta; Magnoliopsida; Solanales; Solanaceae
Product: cytochrome P450 76C1-like
Exons: 1
Coding region: 119-709 (196 amino acids)
Molecular function (GO): monooxygenase activity; oxidoreductase activity, acting on paired donors, with incorporation or reduction of molecular oxygen; heme binding
Source: RefSeq, a predicted model, not a curated record